This is a messenger RNA of Oncorhynchus mykiss (rainbow trout), 4365 nucleotides long. Its product is annotated as transcription factor EB. Gene Ontology annotation, molecular function: DNA-binding transcription factor activity, RNA polymerase II-specific; RNA polymerase II cis-regulatory region sequence-specific DNA binding; protein dimerization activity. Gene Ontology annotation, biological process: humoral immune response; regulation of transcription by RNA polymerase II; positive regulation of DNA-templated transcription. The record is from RefSeq and is a predicted model, not a curated record. Gene Ontology annotation, cellular component: nucleus. NCBI's taxonomy places the organism in Eukaryota, Metazoa, Chordata, Actinopteri, Salmoniformes, Salmonidae.
ACAAGUGCAUACAGGUGACCAGGGACGCUCCGAACUCCGCUGACAACAUCACAGCCAGCGGGACGAAAACAAUCAGCAGCUGGAGAGCCACGGGAGAGUAGCAGCCAUUCUACUGAAAUUAUAACAACACACAAAGACGCUUCUUUAAUUUAUAUAUUUUUUUUGCGUAGUGUGUGUGUGAGGGUCCCAGCCGUUCCGCGGACAGUAUCGGAGCGCACUGGUGGAAGAGCCACCUAGUUUCCAGAAUCUGACUCUAACUUCGUAUCGUCUGACCUUCAUAGCGGUUUGCAGCCCACCAUCUCCGGGGUGUCUAGAGAUGUAGAGAUCAGCGUGAGGAGCACAGCCCCAUCUUUCCCAGCAGCACUUUCUCACCAAGAGCUUCCUCACUCUCUCCCUCUUCCCUCAGCUUCCUCACUCUUUCCCUCUUCCCUCAGCUUCCUCACUCUCUCGGGCUGGACUGCAGUGCGUCUGCGUCGGCUCGCCCUCCCCUCCCCCCUCGCCCCCCAGCCAUGGCCUCACGAAUAGGGCUGCGGCUGCAGCUGAUGCGAGACCAGCUGCAGCAGGAGGAGCAGCGGGAGCGGCAACAGCAGCAGAAUGCGGCGCUGCAGUACAUGCAACAGCAGCGUAUGUCUGUCCCAGCACCCAGCCCUGCCAUCAACGCACCACAACACUGCCAGAGCAUGCAGGUGCCUGUGGAGGUCCUCAAGGUGCAGACUCACCUGGAGAACCCUACAGACUACCACAUUCGCCAGUCCCAGAGACAACAGGUGAAGGAGUACCUCUCCACCACCUACGCCACCAAGCAGACAGUACACGCAGUAACAGGGGUGGUCCAACCAUCCCCUCCCCCCACUCUGGCCCCCCCGGGGGCCUCUUCCUCGGUCCCCCCUCCUCUCCACUCCCCCCGGCUCCGUACAGAGCAGCUCAUCACAGGAAACAGCGCCCCUAACAGCCCCAUGGCCAUGCUCAACAUCGGCUCCAGCCACGAGAACGAGGUACACGAGAUGGAUGAGGUCAUCGAUGACAUCAUCAGCAUGCAGUCGAGCUAUGAUGACAUCCAGCAGUACAUUGACCCUGUUCAGAUGUCCAACACACUCCCUCUGUCCAGCAGUCACCUGGACGUGUACACAGGCCCUGGGAUGACCGGUCAAUCCAUUGCCAUGACCAGCAACUCCUGCCCUGCCAACCUGGCCAUCAAACGAGAGCUGACGGAUGCAGAAGCCCGUGCGAUGGCCAAGGAGAGACAGAAGAAAGACAACCACAACCUGAUUGAGAGAAGGAGGAGGUUCAACAUCAACGACCGCAUUAAAGAGCUGGGCGGUAUGAUCCCCAAAACCAACGACCUGGACGUGCGCUGGAAUAAGGGCACUAUUCUGAGGGCUUCAGUAGAGUACAUCAAGCGGAUGCAGAAGGACAUGCAGAGGACCAGAGAGGUGGAGAACAACUUCAAGAGGAUGGAGAUGGCCAACAAACAACUGUGGCUGCGCAUCCAGGAGUUAGAGAUGCAGGCUCGUCUGCACGGCCUCCCCAGCUCCUCUCCCUCUGGGAUGAGUUCUGGUGACCUGAUGGGUUCCUACGUCAAACAGGAGACCAGCCCUGAGGAGAAGCUCCAGCAGCAGCAGGCUCAGGCCCAGGGCCAGCAACACCUCCACCACCCCCAGUCCCACCACCUCCAGCCUCAGCAGGGCCAGCUCAGGCAGCUGCCCCCUCUGCCCCCUCACCUCCAGCCCCAGCUUCCCCUCCAGUACUCAGCCGUGGGCAGCUCCCAGCCCUUUGACUUUGCCCAGUCGCUGGACUUGUGUGACGGGGUGCCUGGCUUCCCAGAGGGCCUGUCGGGGCUAGGGGAGCUGGGCGGCCUUGGUACCCAGGGAAGGAGAGGCGACCUGGGCUUCCUGAUGAUGGACGAGCCCCUGUCUCCUCUGGGUGGAGACCCUCUGCUCUCUGCCAUGUCCCCUGAGGCCUCGGUCGACUCCAGCCGCAGAUCCAGCUUCAGCAUAGAGGACACAGAUAUACUGUAGAUGGAGUAUACACACACACAAUGUAGAACCACACACAGAGUGUGUACACACACACACAAUGUAGAACCACACACAGUGUGUACACACACACACAAUGUAGAACCACACACAGAGUGUGUACACACACACACAAUGUAGAACCACACACAGAGUGUGUACACACACACACACUGUAGAACCACACACAUAGUGUGUACACACACACACAAUGUAGAACCACACACAUAGUGUGUACACACACACACUGUAGAACCACACACACACUGUAGAACCACACACAUAGUGUGUACACACACACACAUAUGGUACGUAUUGUACACACAGUAGAAAUACACCCAGAGCACUGAUAUACUGUGACAUGCUUAUGCUCUGUUCAACAACCCUGCCAGCAUACAUUUGCACUCUAAACUCCCACACACACACUCCAAGCAUGCUGUACAAACACUGAUACACACUUACACACACAAACUUGACAUUCUCAUAGAUGCACACCCUUUCUUAGCACUCGUAUAGAUACACAUUCAACAGCAAUAUGAGAAAUGAAACCACGUUUCAGAUUGAAAUUAUUGUGUCCUACCACUGUAAAUAUCAGAGCACCUCUGAAUGAUAAACAAUCUAUUACGCACACACACGCACACACGCACAGCACAGACAGAUUCUAGUUCACUCUAACACAGAAGAGACCCUGUUAUUUGAAAGGUGAGGCACUGACAAAGGUUUGAGACACAGACCUCGACCCCUUACUUUGUAAAACACUGGCAUGACCUCGAGUCUGCAAGCUACUGCCUUCUCCUGUGUCACCUAUGACCUUUAGCCUUAAGGGUACUGCCAAGUCCACUCCAUGACCUCUGACCCCUGUGUGAACUCUGGACAUUGAGGAGAGAUGGUUUGGCCUUGAUUGUGAGGUGUUGUAGCGAUGCAAGGGGUUAUAUAGCUCCACAGGUUUCUAAGUAGUGCCACUGUGUAGCAUCAUAGGGUGCUAUGUAGCGACUCAGGAUCUCCUGUAGCCCUGACCCAAACCUGCCAACGGGCCUUGUGUUAGCCACCUGAAGACCCACUCUCUCUGGCUGAGAUGGAGGGUGGGAGAGGGUUGUCUUUUAGUAAGUUGUACUGUAUAGUUAGGAGAGAGAGGACCAGUCAUAGAGAUUGGCUUAGAUAACCCAGUAAUGUCAUUGUCUCCACUGUAACAAACAAACACACACACACACACACACAGCAGUGUGCCUUGAGGCUGUGUUCAAAUCAAGACUUUGAGCGAGACUUCGGUACCUCACCCAGUCUGUGCAUGUAGAACUGUCAGCUUUGGGUCAACCAGGUUAAACUCGACACUCACCAGGUACUAACCAAACCAACUCUGUAGAAACCAAACUACAGCCGUACAAUACAUACAUAAACUAACAGGAAAACAAAUAGCUUUCAGAUUUGGGUGAGGGACUGAGGUCAACACUUUGAUUUGAUAUGGCUUAUGAUCAGUACAGAGAAAAGGAAGUAAAAUGAUGAUUUUAAAGGUAUUUGUUUGUAUUCUAUUAUAGUUUGUUGUUUUAUUUGAUUUCAUCUCCCAAUGCACUGGAAGCUAUAUUAUUUAAUUGACUUUGUACAUGAAAGACUUUUCAGUUUUAUGCCUCUUAAAAUGUAUUUUAUUUGUAUUUGUCCUUUUUAUUUUAUUCCUAAAGUACCUUUUUCUCUAAGAGCCAUUUAAAGGUGAAAGUAUUCAAGCCACUUGCGUGACAGUGUACGACCAGUGGGGAGCCAUAUUCUAUACUUCUCUUUGUGGAAGAAUUAUUCAAAUUUCACCAGGCUUUGAAGAGUUCAGAAGAUCAUGUACAUUUACAGUAUGAUGUCAUUUUUAUAUUGAUUGGGAUUUUCUCCCUUUUUUAACCUAUAGAAAUUGGAGCCAGAGACUAAGUUGAGAGGUGAUUUUAUUUGAUUAAGUUUUAAUUGUGAAUGUGAAGAUGGCCUGUACCGGUACCAAGCCAAACCCAAGCAUCACAACAACGGGGUGUUUCCCUUCAUGGUGCCACUUUUGACCCCUACUUUGGUUUCCAUUUAGACUACUUCCUUCUGAUGGAAGUCAGAACAACCAUGGCGGAGUUCUGUUGCCAUAGCGUUGGCACAGCCUUCUCUCUGUCUGCCAGAGUUCCCCUUUACCCUGCUCCAAUGUUUGUAAUCAAUUGUUUUACUUUUGUGUAUAUUGUCCAGCCAACAUUUUAAAGAGCUUGUCUGCAGAUAAUGUGGCGUGUUGUCCCCUCUGUGACUGUCCCCCUCCCCCAUGUCACUGUAUUCGACUGGUCAGGGGAAACUGGCAUUCUGGUUUUGCUUUGGAUAUAAAAUGUUUUACCAAAAUCCA